Molecule: messenger RNA, 3482 nt
Organism: Labrus mixtus (cuckoo wrasse)
Lineage: Eukaryota; Metazoa; Chordata; Actinopteri; Labriformes; Labridae
Gene: nufip2
Product: nuclear FMR1 interacting protein 2
Exons: 4
Coding region: 50-1981 (643 amino acids)
Cellular component (GO): nucleoplasm; cytoplasmic stress granule
Molecular function (GO): RNA binding
Source: RefSeq, a predicted model, not a curated record
ACUUACCCCAGUGAGCCAAGCACAGUGGGGGGAACAAGUCCACACUUCAAUGGAGGAACAGCCCAAAGAUCGGGCACAAGACAGACAAUAUCACCACCACCACGGAGAGGACAGAAGCUCUACUCAACAAACGCCGUGUCUAAAACAUGAUCAGAGCCACUUCCAGCGCCAGCAUCAGGAAACGCAGACGAAGAAAACAGGCAAUAAGAAAGUAAACAUCAGUGAGGAGGAGGGGGACAAGAAUCCACAUCUGUCUGAUACUGUUGGUAUGUCGCAUCCCCCCAACAGCAAUGGUAACAGACACACAAGUAUUACAAAUGUGAAGCAGAGGUCAUCACAAAAGCUGUACACUACUGUUCCAAAAGUGAGCAGCAAAGGACUGGACCAUAAAAAGAAUAUGGACCUAAAAAAUGACAAGGACAAGGCUCUGGAAUUUAAUCAUCAUGAGGGCCAUCCAUUGGAUAAGAAAGGCUCUGUGUUGCUUCAGAAUGGUGUUGUAAACUGUGGCUUAAUAACAAAUGGUUAUUCUAGCAAGGACAAUGAUGGCAGCGGCUCUGAAGGUGGAUACACUACUCCGAAGAAACGCAAGGCCAGAUGCAACAACACCAAGAACUCUGAUAAUGUAAUAAGAGAAAAGGACAAAGAAAUGCAGCCGGGCAACACUACGCAGGAUCACGGGGCUUUUAAUCUUGAGACAGUCGAGAAGGGAGUUACUUCCAGACUUGAUGGUUUCAAAGCCGCUAAUAAAGUAGAAGCUCAGUCCUCAGCUCGGCGGACUGCUGCCUCGGAGGCUUCAAUGGGUGAAUCUCAGAGGAAAAAUUCUGAUGGCAAAUCUGUUGGCACCUUUGGUAAAAAGACUGAAGACAGGCACAAAGCCAAGCUUUCCUCACCUUCAAAAGAGGACUCAUGGACUUUGUUCAAGCCCCCUCCAGUAUUUCCUGUGGACAAUAGCAGUGCUAAAAUUGUUCCCAAGAUCAGUUAUGCAAGUAAAGUAAAAGAAAACCUCAACAAAGUAGCUCAAGGUGGAGGAGAGGCACUGCCUCCUCCUGUUAGACUGUCACAGGUCCCUAUGUCUGCUAUGAAAACUAUCACCUCAGCUAGCUUUACUAAUGGCCCUGUUUCUGGAAAUGGAAACGGCUGCCCAUCAGUGGGUACCUUCUUCGCUCCUGCUGCUAGUAGUAUUCCACCAGCCCCAUCUAUCCCAAGUGGCGAGAAUGUAGCAUCUCCUUUGGAAAGUAACUGUAGCUCUACAAUUAGUCCUGUAGAUGGAGAAGCAUUGGAGCUUAGAAAGUGUGCUCUUUUAAUUUACCCUUUAAAUAUGCAACCUGUGCUCCCUAGUGCUCGUCACCUUGACCCGCCGGCUGCUCAGACAAAUCAGAAAGCCUUGGGAGAUAUCUUCCAGAAUCAGUGGGGGCUUUCCUUCAUCAAUGAGCCCAACUUGGGGGCAGAGGGAGGAAGUGGCCAGGUGCCCACAGAGGACAAAACUACUGUGGUCACACUUCAAAGCGAGUGUCAGGCUGGUACAGCUAAAGCUGCCCAGCCUUGCUUUGAUGUUAGCCCAUCAUUCUUGGAGCCUGGCACUUUGGCUCAGGACCCAGAGAAAAGGACUUGUGCCCCUUGCAAUGUGUAUAAUGUUUGUUCUCCUGCUUGUGUGAUGAGUGAGGAGGAAAACAAGCUGCCGCCAUGUGGCCAGGAAAGGGCAAAAGUUGAGGGUAAGGGUGCAGGUUCUUCUGGGUUGGCCCCCAGUAAAGACAACGGUGCUAAGCCUGCACUGGGCCAGCUAACCACUCUGUUUUUUGGCUCAUCUAAAGAGCCAGCCCACUCUAAAGACAUUGGCAGAAGGUGUAGCUUGGGAUCCUUUGAUGUUAAAGCUGCUGUCACUUAUCACACUAAAGAAAUGGAAUGCAUUUUUAACUUGCAAAAACAAGAUCCAAAAAGAGUAGUGGUUUAUGAUGAGGCCAAGGAUGGACCUGAUCAGUGAGGCAGAUGGACUACAGUACUUACCGUCUUCUCCUCUGGGUGCUGCGGUUAUCUACCUUGGAAAUCAUAAACCCUGUGGGACAGAAAGUGACAACUGUGAAAACAUUAAUAGUAUAGCAUGGCAGAUUUUCCUUGGAAUCGUUGAUGGAAUAACGGACCUCCUCUGGGGCAUCAGACAAAUGUGCACACACACUCUGGAGGGAUGGUAAAGGGGUUGAUUGGUGCCUCCAACAUGUUAAACUUGCAAACUCUGGAGCUGUGAGUGUCCCUUGUCAUUGCUCUUUAGGAUGAUGUUUCAAGUUCAACAAAGGAAGGUGUCAUGGAUUGCACCUCCCUAAGCCUUUAUCCUGUUGAACUGCGGAGGCCGCCAGUCUGACUUUGGGAUGCCUCAGUCAUUUUUUCUUUUCUUCACGCAUUCAAUUGAGUUCAUUGUAGAUACAUUAGACGUUAUACAUACACACGUGUGUGCAAGAUAGAAUUCAUCGUGGAGGAAAGGAGACCACACUUUGCAAAGAAUGCCUUGAAGUUGUGGACUAAAGAUCUUAGGAGGCCUGUUAAACUGUAGGUUCAGUGGAAGCUCGUAGGUGAGUCCCCAUCCAGGGAGGGAGAACCUUGUCUUAAAGCCUUUAGGGGAAAUCAGAGCCCUCAAAAUUCAACCCUUUUUCUUUUAUACCGUUACGUCAGACUUAACAUGAUGAGUGUUACUCUGCACUGCAGUAUGACCCCAGAGCACAGGUACAGAAGUGCCCCAUCUGAAGGAAAGCUAUGCCCCUUCAUUUCAUCGUUUAUUACAGGUGCGCUAAAGAUUUUAAAAUCAGGUCUCUGCUGAAGGCAAAACCUUUUAAUGUCAAAGCUUUUCAUACAUUUCAUGCACAUUGAAUAGAGGUCAGUGGAAGCUAUUCCUAAAUUCAGAUUCAUACAACUUUCUAAUAUGAAUCAUGACUUUAGGUACUAUGUGACAUUUUUUAGCAAGAUAACCAACAAGGUCUUCUGCGUUUUGUUCAAUUUGUUUAGCAGCAAGACUCAGGAUGUUCAUACAGAUUAUUUUGCCUGCAUUUCUGUCUGUAAAAACUGUUCACUUCCUCUGAUCAAAGGAACAUGUGUUGCAUUUUACAGCUUAGAUUUUGAUUUCUGUCUCAGCGUUGGGUCUUUACUUCUCUGUCUUAUGGCAUUGUAUUUCCUGCAUGUUUACGAGUGGGAAUGAACGAGACAGAGGUCGCGCUUCAUCGCCAUGCAAAGAUAACAGCAACACAACAAAAAUUGCAAUACUAAUCUAGGUUGUCGUCCCCCCCCCCCCCCCCCCCCCGACUAGCCACUUUGUUGAAACUGUUGAAAUGUGAAGAUGAGUUGUACGUUUAUGUUUUUACUGUGGAUAACAUUUAACAUUUUGCAAAGCAGUGUGCAAUAACACCGUGUGAUCCAUACGCUGUGUGAAAAAAUGGGUUAUAUGGAGCUACAAAAUCAUCACCCAAGAUGCUGGUGUGACCUGCAGUUUGUUUGUU